AUGCGCCGGCUCCCGUGCACGGCGGCGACCGACUCCGCCGAGGAGAACGAGCGGGGCGUUAGUAACCUCCUGCCCGGCAAGUGGACGCCAAUCCACCGCUCCAGCGCGCCCGCCGUCCGCCUCUCCGAGUGCACGCAUCCCAGCAUCGAGGAGGAGUGCACUGGCGUUUCGGGCGACGGUGAAGUUAACGCGCCGCGCGCGCCACAAAGCUCCUUGCCAACGACGAUCGCCCUCCCGCAAGGGGGUGGUGCGGGCGGGAGCGACGUUAGGGCUGGCAGCGCACACGUGACGCGGCCCGCCGGGCCCGCCACACCCGCGAAACGGGGAGAUGCCGUGCCCCCCAGUUGCCCCGCGCGGCGGAGCUCGGGCCGCACUGGCGUGGACUUCGCACCAGCAGUGCUGUCUGCGAAGGCGCUGCUCUCCCAGAACACGAGGGAAACGCUGCCAGGAAGUCCGCCGCUCGCAUCGAGGUGCCCUAGUCCUCUCCGACUGCCGUUGUGUAACUCCGUGCUGGAGGAGGCGCAGCAUGCAAGGGACCCGGCGCCAGCACAGCAGCCAGAGAAAGUGGAGAAGGGGUCGCAGGAGGAACACCUGCUCCCUGGCUCUUGCCGUCCCCAGCUGCGGCAGCAGCAGCAGCCAUCAUCAUCGCCGCUGUCUCCCAAUGCCGGAAAGGGUGUUGGGUUGGAGACCGAGGCACAUCAGCACCGCCUUUCCUAUCCGCCUCGUGGCGUGAGAAGGGGAGCUCUGAUGCGCCGACCAAGGAGGCACCCUGCGGCGACUGUGUUUUCCACCGUAGACACGGUGGCCACGAGCGACAGCACCCCCACAACAGUUUCACUUCCGGCGCUGCAAGCACCGCUCAGAGAAACGCCGCGACCGCCCAACGCUCCCUUUUCCCCUGAAAGAAAGAAGGAAAAAGGCUUCUUGUCGGCGGUGCCCGAGAGCAGGUCACCGCCGUCCGUGGCGUCUGCCGAGAAGGCAAGCAAGAGUGUGUCUGUUGCGUCCGGCGCUGGCGCUGCUAGUUUGGCUCGGCCGGCACAAUUCCCGGCUUUCGGUACUGCUCUUGAGGCAGGGUCCUCUGCGGUCAACGCUUCUUCAAUUCUCCCUGCAGGAGGCAACGCCGUAGGCGAGGAGAAGCGUCCCGCCCCCAAGACGAUGGGAAUGGCCGCGACCAGAAAAAGGGACUCUGGACCAUCACACAUGACCUUAGCUAGUGGGACUCACUCUCAUGCGGCUUCUUUAAGGCGUACCCCCUCCCGUGGUCGGCUGAGUCGGCUAGUGCAGCGUGUGUCGGACGCGGAGGUGCUGUAUCUCAUUCGCGAGCACGUUUAUCGAAGCUACAGUGGCCCGCGGUGCGACGCCUUGAUUGAACUCUGUGACACGCUUCUGAAGGAGCUUGAGGAGAGUCCAAGCGGGCGUGGUGUCGGCCGCGCGUCGGAGAGGGAUGGGGCUGCCGCAGAGGACGAUGACGGCGAGGGGGAUGGGAAGAGUUCACUGGGCGCGGCUGAGGAUUAUUCUUCCGACGAGGAUGAAUUUGACGACGGCAAGAUUAGAGAGACUGCGUACCCCACGAGCGACCCGCAUCGGAAGUACUCGUUUGCCAGUCCCGCUGUUCAAGGGGCAACCACGCGCGUUUUCAGCUCCGGCAUGUUGUACAAAAUCAGGACGGAAAGUGGGGAGAUCUUCUUUUUUAAUGACACGUUGCAGUACGUCAUGGUGGUGCGGGUGCGGUGCCAGCUCUGCGGCGACGAGACGAUCGAUGAGAAGGUGGUCCAGGCAGAAGUAGGCGGUGGCGAGACGGAGCUCACGCUGGCGGUCCCGCCAGAGGGAACCAGCCUUUUAAUGCAAACUAGCAGGACGCUUCCGCGAGUGCGGGUGAAAGGCGUCAGACCACCAAAAGACUUUGCUGCGCCCUCUGUGCGGUACAACGUGCAGGAGAUCAGUGCGGGGGUUGACAAGGUCCGGGAGAAACUGGGGCCCUGGGACCGCGCCGGGGACCAGAAAGCCUUUCUAAAGUGCUGCCUUAACAACGGACUCAAGUUCAUCGACCUCCAGUUUCGUCCAGCUGCCGCCUCCUUGUGCCGUCCAGGGGUAGACGCUGUGACGCUGACCCCGCUGACGUGGCGACGCCCCGCUGGCUACUUGAUGCUCACGGAGGUAAGUCAGGCACGCCUUUUUAGAAGAAAUAUCUCCUGCCAGCUGGUGCGCCAAGGCUCUCUGCAGGACCACACGGUGAUUGCGGGCAUUGCCGCCGUUGCCACGUUCCCCACGCACGUCCGCUGGAUGUUUCGCCACCCAGUGAGCUCCGCGAACGGAAAGCGCGAGCGUGCCGCUGGUGCCUACCGUGUCACCCUCUGCAUUGGCGGCUGGUGGACAACGCUGCUCCUGGACGACUACUUCCCGGCCUCGCUGAAGGCGCCCCUGUUUGCGAGGUGUGCUGUGGACCCGCGUCGCCUGUGGGUCUCCUUUUUGGAGAAGGCGUACGCCAAGGCGCUCGGGUCCUACGCGGCAUUGUGCUCCGCCGACGCCCUUGAGGUGUUGACCGACUUUACCGGCUUCCCCUGCCGCAACUUGGAUGAGUUGUGGUCGGAGGCGGCAAACAACCCUGAAGCCGCAAAGCUGCUCUAUAAAUAUAUUCAUACCUGCGCCAGACGAAACUUCCUCGUCAUGGUGUACACCGCCUCGCCCUUGACAAGCUCCUCUGCCUCUUCUCUUGAAAUCACACGCCGUUUGUCCAUGCGGUUUAUUGGCUCCGCCGACGCGCUACCGCUCUUUUUGCCCGGCCACGUCUACUUUAUCACCGAGGCGCUCUACUACGAGGACUUGGACCUCUGCAUGGUUCGGCUGAAGAACCCGUGGACCUGGUGCGCGGCUGGUCAGCCGCAGACGCGAACCAAGUGGAGGCGUUCCAAGUGGUUUGAGCAGCCAGAGAGCAGCCUGACAAUGGGCGCCGUCGGCGGAGCCACGCCGCAGGCAAAACGCGAGGAUGGCGGUGGAAGUAGUGAGACCGCGUUGAGGAAGAAGGAGUUGGGAACGAUGUGGCUGGAGUGGUCGGAGGCGCUCGCUUCUUUUGAGGGCGGCGGCGCCUGCUACACCCUCUGGAGCUGGCACGACUACCGCGUCCAAAGCCGCUUUCGUCAGCACGUUCCUGCCGUCGUUCUUGAGGUCCGAGUUGGCAGAAAAGUGGAGGUUGUCCUGACGCUGUCGCAGGAAAGCCGGCUGCGGCAUCUCGGCACCGCAACGACGCCCCCGUAUAAGGCAAUGCUUCUCUUGGCCUCGCGUCACGUGGCGGCGUCGAGGACGGAGGCCCUUGCGUACACGAGCUCCGGGGAUAUUGAGCGCCCGGGCGGCAAGAUGGUCUACUGCGCGGCACGCGACGUCUCCUUGAAGUGCAGCCUUGAGCCCAAGCACAGUCCGUACUACGUGAUCCCGCGGCUGCAGAGCCCCGACGGCCAGGAGGAAACACCGUUCGUUGUCUCCCUCCUCUGCGACGUGGUGGUCGGGGGUGAGGAGGCCCAAGUACACUUCCGCCGCCUGGAUCCAUCGUGCCAGGUCUUUCAGGAUCCGCGAUGCUUCACGGUGAGCGCGGAGCUGUGCACACCCGUCACUGCCACCUACCAGCACCGCACACCCGCGGGUGUAUCUACUUGCGUGGGGCAGUGCAUCAAGCAGUGA
Molecule: messenger RNA, 3675 nt
Organism: Trypanosoma conorhini
Lineage: Eukaryota; Euglenozoa; Kinetoplastea; Trypanosomatida; Trypanosomatidae
Product: putative calpain-like cysteine peptidase
Exons: 1
Coding region: 1-3675 (1224 amino acids)
Biological process (GO): proteolysis
Molecular function (GO): calcium-dependent cysteine-type endopeptidase activity
Source: RefSeq, a predicted model, not a curated record